AUGUCAAAUUUAAUCGAAGAACAAAUAGAUCGAUUAUCAUACAAUGUACUUCUUAAAGAAUUAGCAAAGCGAAAUUUAUCAACAAGGGGAAAUAUCGAUAUUUUAAAAACACGUUUAACAUGCAGUUGUAAAGGAUAUGAAGAACAGGUAUAUAAAUUUGUCGCUGUUAUUGAUUUUGAAGCAACAUGUACAGCCAAACCACCUAAUCCUUAUAUUCAAGAAAUAAUUGAAUUUCCAGUUGUUCUUAUUGAUGUUGCCAAACAAGAAAUUGUUGAUACAUUUCAUUCAUAUUGUAAGCCAGUACGUCAACCAAUAUUAUCAGAUUAUUGUAAACAAUUAACUGGAAUAACACAGGAACAAGUAAACAAUGCAUUAGUAUUUACAGAUGUAUUUAUCAAUGUUGAGAGAUGGUUGAACGAUAGAAAUUUAAUAUCAGAUUCAGAACAAAAAUGUCUAUUUAUUACUGAUGGACCAUCGGAUUUCAAAAAAUAUUUACGAAUGCAAUGUGAAAUCUCUCAUAUAAUAUAUCCUAAUUGGGCAUACCAAUGGUUUAAUGUGAAAAAAACAUUUUCAGACUUUUAUUUUGUUAUGCCCGGUCGUAUACAAAAUAUGUUAGAAAAUUUACAUCUUCCAUUUCAUGGUAAUUUACAUUCUGGUUUGGAUGAUGCGAUAAAUAUUGGGAGAAUAGUCAUUCAAUUAAUUCAAGAUGGUUGUGUGUUAGUGUCUAAUGAAUACUAUGCUCUAUCAAGAGUUACAUCAGGACGUAAUACAUUAUUAUCGACUGCUCAAUAUGAUCCUGCAAAAAUGAUAUGUCUUAAUUGUUCCAAAUCUCAUUUUAAAGAUCAACGUUCUUGUAUGGAAGAUGCAGUAAAACGAAUACAAAGAUCUAAAUCUCAUCAUUCUCAAAUUCAUUCAAAUCGAUCAAUAUCAUCAAAAAAGAUUCCAUCAUUACUAGACCUUCCAUAUCCAUCAUGUACAAACAGUCAAACUUUUCGACAUCAGUCUUCAUCAUCACGAUUGUCAUAA
Molecule: messenger RNA, 1026 nt
Organism: Adineta steineri
Lineage: Eukaryota; Metazoa; Rotifera; Eurotatoria; Adinetida; Adinetidae
Source: the annotation of a GenBank genome assembly